CUUUAGUGUUUUUGUGUCUUUAUAUAAACAGAAAAAGAAAAGGGAUAUCUUUGAGAAAUUUAGGACGCAAUCAAUUCAAAAUUCAGCCACAAGAGCCCUAAUUUGAGGGUUAAGCAAAAAGCUGAAUCCCGUUCGCUUUUGAGAGCGUUUCAGUAGCUUGUUGAGGAGGAAACUUAGUGUAGUAGGAUGGAUCAAAUGGUUUCAGGAGAACAAGUUCUUGACGUAGACAUCGAAGCUGGUCUAGCUCAUGUUACUGAAGAAUCCACUUCAGACCAUUUGUCUGUAACGAUUGCUGAUGAUGUAAACUAUCCAUUAAUGGGAGACGUGGAGAAUCCAACAGAAACAAACAGUCAAAGUUUAGAUGUUUCAGAGAGAAAACAAGAUGUUGUAAAGUUCAAGAAACCAAGAAAGGCUUCAAAGCCACCGAGACCUCCAAAACGCCCUUCUUUGACUGCGAGUGACCAUAAGGUGAUGAGGGAAAUCGCAGAGCUCGCUAUGAGAAAGCGUGCAAGGAUUGAAAGGAUGAAAAAUUCGUUAAGAAGACUCAAAGCAGCCAAGUCAUCAUCUUCAUCAUCAUCGUUUUCAUGCAUUAGCAUCUUCUCCAUGAUAGUAACGGUUCUGUUUCUCGGUAUUCUUGUCUUCCAAGGCUUCUUUGAUGGCAAUUCGAAUUUGAGAUCAGACAUCUCACCAGCACCAAUUGUUUCACCUAACAACAACCAAUUGGUUUCAGUUCAGUUAUACAAUGAUCCUAGCCCUACCACCUCGUACAGUUUCAGAUACACGAGGAAGCGAAUUUCGGGUGGAGAAGGCUCAAGAGAUGUUACCAGAUGAUGAGUUGAUAUGUGUUUGGUCUUUGAUAUCAACUUAACCUGUUAACUCGUUUUUUUUUUGGUUCAAAUCAUCAUUAUCUGUUUUGUUCUCUGUUUGUAAACGACUGCGUUUUAAAUAAUGAUGAUUUGAAAUUGAACCAUGGCUAGCCAACCCUGUAUUUUAAAUUAU
Eruca vesicaria subsp. sativa (arugula) is the source of this 999-nucleotide messenger RNA. NCBI's taxonomy places the organism in Eukaryota, Viridiplantae, Streptophyta, Magnoliopsida, Brassicales, Brassicaceae. The record is from the annotation of a GenBank genome assembly.